CUAAAUUCUCAAAUACUACCAAAGACUGUAUGAGUAACUUGGUCAUUUCCUUUUAACCACGUCUGUUCCAACACUCUUCGUUCUUUUUCUCCAAGCAUUUUACACAAAAGCCCAAAUUUACUCAGAAAAUUAUUUUUUAAGAAUAUCACUGGGAAAAAAAGAAAGUACGGAAGAAAAGAAAGAAAAUAGAAAAUCCAAUCGUUUCUACUCAAUUUCACUAGAUCUGAUUUCCCUGGAUUUUCAUUUCUCGAUCCAAAAAAACAAACAGCAAACCCUAAAAAGACCAAAAGAGGGGGAAAAAGAAAAUAAAAAAGAUAUGUUCAGAUUCGAAUUUGAAAAGAUCAGGAAACGAAUUUGAUUUAAUCGAAGGAAUUUUUUUGUUUGUUCCUUUUUGUUAAUAAAAAAUCUGUUAUGGCCGACACCGUCUCCGUGAUUCCCACCUCCGUUCUCCGCAAUCUCUCCGACAAGCUAUACGAGAAGCGCAAGAACGCGGCCCUUGAGGUUGAAGGAAUUGUGAAACAGCUGGCGUCGUCGGGAGAUCACGAGAAGAUAUCGGCGGUGAUUAACUCGUUGACCACGGAAUUUACCUACUCACCACAAGCCAAUCACCGUAAGGGAGGAUUGAUAGGUUUAGCUGCUGCCACUGUUGGGUUGACUUACGAAGCGGCCCAAUAUCUUGAGCAAAUUGUGCCUCCAGUGCUUAAAUCUUUUUCUGACCAAGAUAACCGAGUUCGCUAUUAUGCCUGUGAAGCUCUAUAUAACAUUGCAAAGGUUGUCCGAGGAGAUUUUAUCAUAUUUUUCAAUCAGAUUUUUGAUGCUUUAUGCAAGCUAUCAACUGAUUCAGAUGCCAAUGUACAGAGUGCUGCUCACCUUUUGGAUAGGCUUGUGAAGGACAUUGUUACUGAAAGUGACCAGUUCAGUAUUGAAGAAUUUAUACCAUUGUUGAGAGAGCGGAUGAAUGUCCUGAAUCCUUACGUCCGUCAGUUUUUGGUUGGAUGGAUAACUGUACUGGAUAGUGUUCCAGAUAUUGACAUGUUGGGUUUCCUCCCCGAUUUUCUUGAUGGUUUAUUUAAUAUGUUAAGUGAUUCUAGUCAUGAAAUACGGCAACAAGCUGAUUCAGCACUUUCAGAGUUUCUCCAAGAGAUUAAGAACUCCCCAUCUGUAGAUUAUUGCCGUAUGGCUAAAAUACUGGUGCAAAGGGCAGCUUCUCCUGAUGAAUUCACUCGGUUAACAGCUAUCACUUGGAUAUAUGAGUUUGUAAAACUUGGUGGAGACCAGCUUGUUCCUUACUAUGCUGACAUACUGGGAGCCAUUCUCCCCUGCAUAUCUGAUAAAGAAGAGAAAAUUAGAGUGGUUGCUCGUGAAACCAAUGAGGAGCUUCGUGCAAUCAAGGUUGAUCCAGCAGAAGCCUAUAAUAUGGGUGCCAUUCUCUCCAUUGCGAGGAGGCAACUUGGUAGUGAGUGGGAGGCCACUAGAAUUGAAGCAUUGCACUGGAUAUCAGCCCUUUUAAACAGACAUCGUACUGAGGUCUUGAGUUUUCUAAAUGACAUAUUUGACACCCUUUUGAAAGCUCUAUCUGACUCUUCUGAUGAGGUGGUACUCCUGGUUCUUGACAUUCAUGCAUGCAUAGCACAAGAUCCCCUACACUUCCGCCAGCUUGUUGUUUUUCUGGUGCAUAAUUUCCGGGUUGAUCAUAAUCUUCUGGAGAGGCGUGGUGCUUUGAUAAUCCGUAGACUUUGUGUUCUCUUGGAUGCUGAAAGAGUGUACCGUGAGCUAUCCACCAUACUAGAGGGAGAAGCAGACCUAGAUUUUGCCUGCAUUAUGGUUCAGGCUUUGAAUUUAAUUCUACUCACUUCUUCUGAGCUAUCUGAUCUUCGGAAACUUUUGAAACAGUCACUAGUUAAUGCUGCUGGAAAAGAUUUAUUUGUUUCUUUGUAUGCUUCAUGGUGCCAUUCAACCAUGGCAAUCAUAAGCCUCUGUUUAUUAGCUCAGACGUACCAGCAUGCCAGUGCUGUGAUUCAAUCCCUGGUCGAGGAAGAUAUUAAUGUCAAAUUCUUGGUCCAGCUUGAUAAAUUGAUUCGCUUGCUCGAAACUCCAAUCUUUGCGUAUCUUAGAUUGCAGCUUCUUGAACCCGGAAGAUAUAUAUGGUUGCUGAAAGCCUUGUAUGGACUUUUAAUGCUACUUCCACAGCAAAGUGCUGCAUUCAAGAUACUGCAAACUCGUUUGAAAACUGUGCCAUCAUACUCCUUCAAUGGUGAUCAACUUAAUCGAGCAUCAUCAGGCAACCCGCACUCCCAAAUUUUACAUCACAGUGGAUCACAAAUCACUGAGGAUGGUGACAUAAACCAAGAGAAUGGGAAUUUACAGAAUGGAAUUAACUUUGCUUCAAGGCUGCAACAGUUUGAGCAAAUGCAGCAACAACACCGUAUGUCACAAGUGCAAUCACGAAACAGUUCCACUUCAUUAUAGAAGAGUCUUUUAUGGUUUUCCACUGUAUGGGAAUCAACUUGUGAUAUCUCUCCGGUAUGCAGGAGGGGCUAAAAGCAGAAGAACCCUGGCGGGCAGUUGCAAAUUUAGUUGUUCCUGCUGCCUAUUGACAAUUCAAGGUCAAAUGUACGAUGAUCUCAUGAUACUUGAGCCUGGGGUGAGAGCUAGUAUAGUUUGUAAAAUUGUAUAUAAUAGUAGUUUGUUUCUAUUAAACUCAUGGAGGUUGGGACGGUGAAAAUUGGGUUAUGAAUAUAAUCUUUGGGUGUAUUCCCAGCUUUUCUUUUUUCCUUUUGUAAACAGGAUACGACCAUGUGGUUCUGUUAUUUUUAUUGAAAACCACAUGGAUUAGAGGGAGGUAAUGAAUCUAGAAAAUACAGUUUGUUAUUAUUAUUUUUUUUCUU
This is a messenger RNA of Durio zibethinus, 2888 nucleotides long. Its product is annotated as ARM repeat superfamily protein. Gene Ontology annotation, biological process: phosphatidylinositol biosynthetic process. Lineage: Eukaryota; Viridiplantae; Streptophyta; Magnoliopsida; Malvales; Malvaceae. Gene Ontology annotation, cellular component: endosome membrane; PAS complex. The record is from RefSeq and is a predicted model, not a curated record.